AUGGUCGCUUCUGAUCGUACAGGUAUCCCGAUUGCCGCUAAAGAAAGAGGUCCUGGGCCAGGUCGUUAUAAGUUGCCCACAACAGUUGGUUUUCAUAACCAUGACUUCACCAAACAUAUGAAACCAGAGUAUUCUUUUGGGAGAAGGCUUGCUGGAGACAGUAUGGUUAGUAAGGGCAGCCCUGGCCCUAGUUACUUCAUUGACUCAAGGAUGACACGCCAUGGUAAAGAUGGGACCCCAAUUUACUCAAUAUUGGGAAGACAGAAAGAUCUACAAACCUUCAUGACUCCUUCACCUGGAUCCUACUGCCCAGAGAAGGUCCAUCCACAGGGCGAACGCCAUGCCCCAGUCUACUCCAUGAGUACCAGGACCAAAUUCAGACAUAAGGAUCAAAUCCCUGCACCGAGCAGUUACAGCCUGCCAACACUAAUAGGAGCCAGACAGCCCAACAAAAGGACUUUCCCAAGUUACUCAAUGACGGGUCGAUCAAAAACUGGAAGCUUUUCUGAGGACCUUGCAAAAACUCCUGGACCAGGGCAAUACAAUGCAACUGAGCCAAACAUUGUAAAACAAAAGUCCCCCAUCUUCUCCAUGCUGGGCCGUAGCUAUAUGCCGGGAGACAACACCAACAAGCCAGGACCAGGUGCACACCGACCAGAAUUAGUCGUCAUUAAUAAGCAUCAACCACCGAAGUUCUCUCUUGGUAUUCGCCAUUCUGAGUUCGUUUGCCCAAUAAUAGUCUCAAGUCCCAGAUGUGACGGAUAA
This is a messenger RNA of Lineus longissimus, 765 nucleotides long. Its product is annotated as ciliary microtubule associated protein 1A-like. Gene Ontology annotation, cellular component: cytoskeleton. The transcript is spliced from 4 exons. The record is from RefSeq and is a predicted model, not a curated record. NCBI's taxonomy places the organism in Eukaryota, Metazoa, Nemertea, Pilidiophora, Heteronemertea, Lineidae. The coding region runs from base 1 to 765 and encodes 254 amino acids.